Molecule: messenger RNA, 375 nt
Organism: Nannizzia gypsea CBS 118893
Lineage: Eukaryota; Fungi; Ascomycota; Eurotiomycetes; Onygenales; Arthrodermataceae
Exons: 3
Coding region: 1-375 (124 amino acids)
Source: RefSeq, a predicted model, not a curated record
AUGACGUUUUCAAUAUCAUCCCUGGCUUUUAUCGAAGCACCUGUACCUUACACCAAGCAGAUGCCUCUCAACUUAAGCUUCACUUAUGAAUUCUGGGUGAGUAUCUUGCUGGCUAGAGUAAGAUCGGACACUGGCAUGGGAGGUACAACGGGAAAAUUGACCCUUUUACGUAGGCACGCGACACUUUUGGUAGAUCCCAGCAAAGGUCCUUAUGCUGAACAUCUAGCAACUCGGAAUGCAUUGUAUGCACAACACUUUGGCAACUUUGGUACUGUUAUUUGUCAAGUAAAUGCUGCCCAACCACCUGGGUACCUAGGUAGUUCUGGCGCCCGAGAUAUAGCAGACACCCAGGAAGGAGAGAGACGGUGGCCCUGA